Parastagonospora nodorum SN15 is the source of this 633-nucleotide messenger RNA. RefSeq lists its product as hypothetical. Lineage: Eukaryota; Fungi; Ascomycota; Dothideomycetes; Pleosporales; Phaeosphaeriaceae. The record is from RefSeq and is a predicted model, not a curated record. The transcript has a single exon. Bases 1 to 633 code for a protein of 210 amino acids.
AUGCACCGACUAGAUGAUCUUUGGAACGGCACCCAAAAGGCUAAGCAGGGCUGCAUCGUCUUCCUCAACGGCUUCCCAGGUGUCGGCAAGCUCACCAUCGCCCAAAUCAUGAUGCACAACCUUGCCGCAGAAACUACUCGUCUAAUCGACAACCACGUGCUCAUCGAUCCCGCAGAAGCUAUCGUGCCAGGUCGCAAUCCAGCACAUAAAGCAUUACGAAGAGAGAUUCGACGUGUUGCUUUCGAGGCUCUAACGAAGGAAAUGGUGUCACAUCCAAAUGUGAAAGUCAUCAUGACUGGUUGUCUCGCAGACAACUCGGAAGACAUUGCUGUCCUGGCCGAGCACGUUCGUAUUGCCCAAGAUACCGAUGGUCCCUUCUAUCUUGUCGAGGUCACCUGCGACCGAGCGGAGCAUGGUCGGCGACUGGAAGCUCCUGCACGCGCUACAGGUGGCAAGACUAAGCUACAAGAUGGCAGCAUUCUUCAAGCGCUGUUGCAACAAAAUCGCCUUGUCAAAGUGAGGAACCUCCCAACAGAGCUCUUGCGUGCUGUCGAUAUCAGUUUUUUUGAGCUCGAUACUACAGAUUUGAAUGUGGACCAGACUGUCGCCAAGACGAUGCGGAGGGCAUGUUAA